GGAGGUGAAGUGGGCGGGCCGGGAGUGCCGGGCGGCGGGUCUACAGUGGAGCCGAGGUGCAGCGAGCCGGUGGGGGACCGCGAGGCUAGCGCGGGAGCCUGGGCGGUGAGCGGGCUGUGAGCUGCCCGAAAAUGCACUCGGAUGCUGCCGCUGUCAAUUUUCAGCUGAACUCUCACCUCUCAACACUGGCAAAUAUUCAUAAAAUCUACCACACUCUUAAUAAGCUGAAUCUAACAGAAGACGUUGGCCAAGACGAUCACCAAACAGGUAGUCUACGGUCUUGCAGUUCCUCGGACUGCUUUAGUAAAGUGAUGCCGCCAAGGAAAAAGAGAAGACCUGCUUCUGGAGAUGAUUUAUCUGCUAAGAAAAGCAGACAUGAUAGCAUGUAUAGAAAAUAUGAUUCCACUAGAAUAAAGACUGAAGAAGAGGCCUUUUCAAGUAAAAGGUGCUUAGAGUGGUUCUAUGAAUAUGCAGGUACUGAUGAUAUUGUAGGUCCUGAAGGCAUGGAGAAAUUUUGUGAAGACAUUGGUGUUGAACCAGAAAAUGUAGUUAUGCUUGUCCUUGCUUGGAAAUUGGAUGCACAAAACAUGGGUUAUUUUACUCUUCAAGAAUGGUUAAAAGGAAUGACUUCUCUACAAUGUGACACAACAGAAAGACUCAGAAACACUUUGGAUUACUUAAGAUCAUUACUAAAUGAUCCUACAAACUUUAAACUGAUUUACAGAUACGCAUUUGACUUUGCACGGGAAAAGGAGCAGCGCAGCCUAGACAUAAGCACUGCCAAGUGCAUGUUGGGACUGUUAUUAGGAAAAAUCUGGCCCCUUUUUCCAGUUUUUCACCAAUUCUUAGAGCAAUCAAAAUAUAGAGUUAUUAACAAAGACCAAUGGUGCAAUGUGCUAGAAUUUAGCAGAACAAUUAAUCUUGACCUCAGCAACUACGAUGAAGAUGGAGCAUGGCCAGUUUUGUUGGAUGAGUUUGUGGAGUGGUAUAAAGACAAACAGAUGUCCUAGGACUUUAUGCAUAGCAGCGAGAGAGUCACUGUUACCACAGUUAUGUCAACCAUUAGCCAUAAAUUGCUGUUUGUAUCAAAGCGCAUGCUGCUUCUCUUGCACUGUCUCCCUUUUGCAGUGACGUUUUGGUGUUUGCUGUUGAAUGGGCCAGCUCUGCUUGCUGUGUAGCACGGUUCUCUUGGAAGGCUGCUUUGCAGUUGUAUUUACACUACAGAUUGGAGAAUUUGCCAACGUCCUCACUGUGAUUAUGUGUAUAUUGCUGUUUAAAUUUUGUAUAUGUGUAUAAAAGAAAAAGCUUCACCUAGAGAUUAUUUCUGCAACAAUGUAUUGUACAAAUAAUUUUGUGGCAUAUUUCUAGUCCCUUUUUUCAAAUGAACUAGUUAUACUUUAUUUGGUCUCCAAUGUAGCAUUUCAGAGAAGAAGACAGAACUACUACUAAAAGCAAAUGUUGCCAGAAUAAUUAACCUUAAUGCUCAAGAGGCCAACUUUUGGAAGGAGAUGGAAGUCAUCCCUUCUCAGAGGCAUAUGCCAAGUAUAAUUUAGUUUUUAAAUAUUAGCAUUUUAAAUUGAUGACAGUUAUAAUUAUUUGAACUUAGAGAUGUGUACCAUGCCUCAAAUUCACCAUGCGAAGUAUAGGUCUUUACUUUCUAAUGUUAAAGCUGUAGUAAUUUGAAUAUAGGUACAAAUGAGCAAAUUAAAAUAGCACCUUUUUAAAAGAAAUGUGUUUUAAACUUGUAAACUAUUUUGUGCCCCCACCCCUUUUUUGUUUUGUUUUGUUUUGUUUUAUUUUAAUCUUGCAUUCUUCUAGUCAAGUGUUUGGGCUGCUGAUGCUUUCUGUGCCAUUCUAAGUAAAAUUUAUUUUGCUUCCUCAAAAAGCAGCUGAUUUCCUGGCAAUUUAUAAUUGCAGAGCACUUUUAGUUGUGGCUUGAAUUUUCAGUUAAGUUUUUUUGCUGUUUAAUCUUAAAGAUUUUUUGUUCUGUUUUUUAAAGAAUUAUACUCUGAAGUUUGAGAUGAGUUUUGUUUCCCUAUUUUGGUUCUUUCAUGCUAGGCUUUUCCUGGCAGAAUGUCCAUUGCAGGCAGUGGACAUGAAACCACCAGCAUUGAGCUAACUCUAUUAUUACACAGUCGGACCUUCCCUAGAGGGGCCACUCGUUAUUAUUUGAGGAAUUUGUACAGAAAGGUGAUAGCCAUUAUUUAUGUGGAUGAGGAAACAAGAAUAAAUAGGAUGGUAUUUCUAGGUUCGUUAUUUUGUCUUGUUUCCCCCCUUUCCCCCACCUUGCCUUAUCCUUCUUGAGGGAAUAGAUAGAUAUUUUGUUUCCCCUUCAACUAUUUGGUGCUAUUGAAUGACUAAUUUUGUCCCUGAUGUUCCGUGAAUGCACAAAAGUCUAAUAUUUUAAACUGAGUGAAAAUCUAAUGGUGCAUUUGAGCAAGUGAACGCUAUAGUUAUAUGAACACUACCCAGAAUUGAACAUGCACUGGUUGGAAGAGGUUUGGAUUAUUUUGAAAUCUGACCCCAAACAAAACAAAGUCUCUUGGAUUUAAUAUGAACCUUUAGCUGGCAUAAUUUGUGUGAAGCACACAGACAGUGCUACUCUUGACCACUUUUUCUCAGUUCCUUUGCAAACAGUGUUUGGAUUUUCAGAUUCUCCCCCCCCCCCCCCAACUAAUCCACCAAAGACAGACAUUUUGUAUGUAUAUACAGUGUGUGUGCAUAUACAAAAUCAUGAUGUGGUAGAAUGAAAUUUAUUUCCUUUUUCUACCAAAUAGAAGGGUUUGGUUUGCUGUGAAAUAAACCAGAUGUUUCAAAAAAAUCAUAGUAAUUAAGUAUACUUAAAUCAUUCUGCACUUAGGAAUUGUAGACUCAUUUUUACCUUCCAAAUUGAGACCAGUUUGUACAUAUGAAUAUCUGAAAAGAAUAGAAUAUGUUGAUGGCAAGCAUGGCUCUUGAGACCAGUGUGUUAAAAGGGUGCCAUUCCCACACGCGUGUGUAUAUUCCAUGACAACUGGCCAUAGCUUUGAUCUGUGGAGAACAUAAACUAAUUCAGUUUCAAGAGUAUCACAUAAAGUUAAGUCACACUUUAAAGGCAAUAGCACUUAAGUUUGAUCAACUGUAUUUCUACUUAAAGCGAACUUUAGUCUUAGAUGAAAUUAUUUUAAGACUUAGUGAUGCAAAGUGGAGAACUUUCUUAAACAUUAAGCACAGUUCAUCUUAAGAGGAUUGUUAGUGGUGAGCUGUUACAUUUCAUCCACAACAAAUACUGUGAUAAAAGAGGGAAAAGCCCCAAGUUAAAAUGUGGGCUUCGUGGCAUAGAAUGUGAAAGUAAGUCUUACAAAGGGUAAUUUUCAUAUUUAGAAAACUCCCAAGUACUUUAAACUUCUUGAAAAUAAACUUCUGUGCUUGCCUAGUGCUUGCCUUUGUUUUCUUGAUUUUUUUUUUUUUUGCCUUUAUACACAAACGGAGAAGCAGAUAAUAAUAAGAUACUUUUUCUUUAAACUGGCCCUUAAUUGUAAAUUAUAUAAAAUUGAUCUGUCAUCAAGCACUUCCUGGCUACUGCUAAAUAAACUAGGGUGCCUUCUUCUGAUUGUCCUUUAUUACUGAAGUCUAUACCCUUUCAUUUUUUCCAUUGUGUUUUGAGUUCCACAAUGUAGCACUCCAUUGCAAUGGAACAUUUAUGUAUCAUUUACUGCUGGAGUAGGUCAGAAAUUUCAUUAUUUGGUUUGCCAUAAACACCCACUAUAAUGUUACAUGCAGCUUAUUCGAAGCAUGAGCCCAACUAAGUUUUCAUAAAUCGAACUAGACAAACCUCUAGAUUCUGGUAUAACAACAAAUACCUGUUACCCCUCAGUCUUGAUUUUAACAGUGCUUUUGAAGUUUAGACAGAAAGCUUUAAAAAUUAGUCUGUGCCCUUGGUUUUUAUUUUCACAACUGCUAAAAUACCUCUGUAAGCCUUAUCUUUUAUUCUUUCAUAUGUUGUAUAAUAAAUGUAUAGAAUUCAUUGACCAACUGAAACGUUGGGUGUCUAUAAAUGAGACCAAAAUGUGGGUUGCUUUUUUUUUUUUCCAUAAAUAAUUUCUCUUGGGGGUUACUGUUUCAUGAAGAGCAGCUAACCUGUAACUGUGAAUGCUUCGUGUCGUCAGUAUUUGCAUUACAUUCAUACACGUGUGCAAGUCCUGUGACUCCCAGCUUAAUUAAAAUACUGUUAUGCCACCUAACUUGAGUACAGCAAACUGGUUUUAGGUUUUAAUGGAAUUGAUGUAAAAUGAUGUCCCAUAAAUAAAAAGUAUUUGUGUUUGGUUUCAA
Erinaceus europaeus (western European hedgehog) is the source of this 4311-nucleotide messenger RNA. It is a transcript of the gene DCUN1D4, whose product is annotated as defective in cullin neddylation 1 domain containing 4. Lineage: Eukaryota; Metazoa; Chordata; Mammalia; Eulipotyphla; Erinaceidae. Gene Ontology annotation, molecular function: cullin family protein binding; ubiquitin-like protein binding; ubiquitin conjugating enzyme binding. Gene Ontology annotation, cellular component: ubiquitin ligase complex. The record is from RefSeq and is a predicted model, not a curated record. The transcript is spliced from 11 exons. The coding region runs from base 132 to 1010 and encodes 292 amino acids. Gene Ontology annotation, biological process: positive regulation of ubiquitin-protein transferase activity; protein neddylation.